AUGUCGCAGACGCAAUUGCGCGCGCGUGCACAUGCAUGUGUUGAGUAUGCCGACCAAGUGGAGAAGCUGUCUCUCGACGCGCCUAAUCUAGCAGACGACAAUGAUCUUCAUGGAGUCGCAGUGGCCGCCAAAUUCAUAACACCGUUGGACCCAGUGAUUGAGACUAUCGAUGGAAACAGAUUGCCUGCGGUGCCUGUGCAGGAAGCGCAUCGCAUCAACAUACUCAAGGAUAAGAGCGAAGGGCGACCGAGUCGAGACCACACACCACCUCAUGGGCUGAGUCGAUUCCAGCGCCCCGAAACACCCACCUCUGAAGUCAACGGCGACGACAUUCUCGAGGCUGAUAAGGAGAGUCAAUCGAAUCGUCUAGACGAGGCUCUUCCGCCGGCUCACACUCAUCCACUAUUUCCCCCACUACCCUUGUACGGGCCUCCUUCUCUACUUCGAAACCUCCAAUGCUAUUUUUUCCGAGUUACCUCCUUCUUCCUCUCGACCGGAUUCUUGGCCGUAAUUGUCCUUGGAUCCAUCUUCACAUCCAUCACUAGCCUGCUGCAGUACAUCUGGUGGUGGAUGACGUUUCGUGACCCUGACUCUAGACGGCCCCAUUACGAGGAAGAGCAACGGCGAGCCAAGAUUAGGGAAGAACAAGAUGCUGAAUGGAGAGAGAGCACACAAAGAGAAGAUGCGGAUAGACCGAAUCGCAAGAGGCCGAGAGCGUCGUCAUCAGUGGAUGAGUAUGAGCCCCUUGAGGGUGGGCCUGAUAAGCUGGUGUGCGAUGUGCAAUACUAUGCACGGAGAGUGGGCCUUGACAUGGAGGAGUUCAAGGUUCAGACCGAGGAUGGCUUCAUUAUUUCACUUUGGCACGUGUACAAUCCGAAGGAGUACACACCAGCUCCGGGGCAGCGACGUCGGGCGACUUCACCCCAGAUCUUCACUGACGAAAAUGACCAUGUAUACCAUAAUGUCCAACAGCAAUAUCGUGACGGAUCAAGAAGAUACCCGGUCCUUCUGAUUCACGGUCUUCUACAAAGCGCCGGUGCUUACUGUGCAAAUGACGAUGAGAGCCUGGCGUUUUUCCUUUGCAAGUCUGGCUAUGAUGUUUGGUUGGGAAACAACCGAUGUGGGUUUACACCAGAGCAUAGCCUCCUCAAAUAUCACGACCCACGGAUGUGGGCGUGGAACAUUCGGCAAAUGGGGGUGAUGGAUUUGCCUGCUCUGAUCUCACGCGUCUUACGCGAAACUGGGUUCGAGAAACUGGGAUUGGUGUGUCACAGCCAGGGUACGACUGAGACCUUUGUCGCACUGGCCAAAGAGCAGCGGCCGGACCUGGGGGACAAGAUCAGCGUGUUUUGUGCGCUUGCCCCUGCCGUCUACGCAGGACCCCUUAUUGGAAAGAUGUACUUCAAGUUUAUGCGUGUCAUCUCACCAGCCAUGUUCCGAAUCUUUUUUGGAAUACACAGCUUCAUCCCGCUCAUGAUGACGAUGCAUCGAACGUUACCAGGAAAGAUAUACGGGGCAAUGGGAUAUCGGGUCUUUUCGUUCUUAUUCAAUUGGACAGACGAUCGGUGGGAUUUGGGACUGCGAAAUCGUCUUUUCCAGUUUUCGCCUGUGUAUGUGAGUUCGGAGAGCAUGCGGUGGUGGUUGGGACGGGAGUGUUUUGCCAAACACCGGUGUAUUCUGGCGACACGAGAGGAAUGGCAGAAGGAGGAAGUCGAGGACGAGGCAGAAGAGGAGAAGCGUGAGGAUGCCAUGUCUCACGACUCCGAAAGAGGACAAAGGGCUUGGUAUGAUGAGCACGUGCCUCCUUUCGCACUCUGGGUCGGGGGACGGGACGAAUUGGUCGAUGGACGACGUCUGCUGCGACGGUUUGAGAGAGGACGGGAACCUCAUGUCAAGCUGGUUCAUUCCAAGAUCAUAGAGGAAUACGAACACCUUGACGUGCUAUGGGCGAUCGAUGCAAUGGAGCAGGUUGGAAAGGAAGUUAGGCAUAUCCUAUGCCAGACGAUGCCCGAGAGUGCACGAACGAUCUGCAGAGAAAUCAAAGGGGUCGAGGAUGCAUUGGAAGAUGGUUCAGGAAUUGGUGUCCAAGAGCGAUGA
Molecule: messenger RNA, 2097 nt
Organism: Exophiala mesophila
Lineage: Eukaryota; Fungi; Ascomycota; Eurotiomycetes; Chaetothyriales; Herpotrichiellaceae
Exons: 1
Coding region: 1-2097 (698 amino acids)
Biological process (GO): lipid metabolic process
Source: RefSeq, a predicted model, not a curated record